UAAAUAAAGUAUCGAUACCGUCGAAAUUGACAUCGAUUCCUUGUCUGACCAACAGAAAACAAAAAAACACUAUAAAUAAUAAAAAUAUGGAUUUUAUUGACGAUUUUAUUCAAGAAUAUCGGAAUAAUCCAUGCCUCUGGAAGGCGGAUUCGGUUAAUUAUAAAAAUCGAAGCAAGCGCCAGGAGGCCUAUAUGAAGUUAAUUGACGUAGCAGCAAAACAUGGCGAGCAUUACAAUGUAGAGAGAACCAAGCAAAAAAUAAAUAAUCUUCGCUGCGCCUUUCGACACCAGCUAAAGAAAUAUAAUGAACUCAAAAGCAAAGGAGAAAAGGAGGAGCCUUAUUGCCCGAAAAGGAAAUACUUCGAGUCGCUAAUGUUCCUCAAAGACGAGGAAACAACCAUAGACAAACGUAGCAAACAGGACAGCAUUUGUGAACCCACCCCUACAAUCAAUAACAGUGGAAAUAAUGGUAAAAACAAAUUAGCACGACUGCAUGCAGAUGCUGAAUCAAUCGGUUCAAUUGAAGUAGCAGACACUGACAAAACAUCAACAUCGAAUAGUGGUGCCAGUGCAAGUGUAGAUGUCGAGGAUCCUUUGCAGGUGCCUAGCAAUAUUUUUUCCGACAUAUGCAAGGAAAUUAAUAAGGAAAACAAUGGCAACGAAGGUGAGGAGGACACAAAUAUUGAAGAGACGGCACAAAACAUUUCCGUGGUAUCUGACAAAGCUGAAAUUGAAGAGGUAACUACCAUUACACCAGUCAGGAAAGAACAGGUUUUUGUAAUUGGUACAUCAACCGUUAACAACACAAAUGCCACUCCGACUAUCAACACCCCCACAAUGUCUUCUCCACAAAAACAACAACAGCAGCAGAGGGAUUCAAGCAAAGCACGGAAGAGAUCUUCUUCGUUCUCCUCGCAGCAUAGUAAUGAAACAACCGAUACCACCCCCAUUAAAACAGCAAAAAAUGAUGUCACAUUUGAUUUGGAAAACCUAUUGUCCUUAGCGUGCAAAAGCUUUCAAAAGAAUACCGUCGAUCAUCACACCAGUUUCGGUGAAAUUGUUGCAUACAAAUUGCGCACUAUGGAUCCAACCCAAGCACUUUACGCCGAGAAGAUAAUUUCCGAUAUCUUGUAUCAAGGUCACAUGAAGUAUUUAUCACCAGCUGCAAUACAACGUUGUUCAAAUCUAGAAAGAUUGCAAACACAGGAGAACAAGUAGAUGGAUGAAUUUCCUACUCAUCCAAAAUGACACAAUUUAAUCAACUCCCAUAUUAAGAAUUUCUAUAAUUAUUUUAAAAAUUAAGAUAUAAGCAAAUAUAUCUAUGAUAAUUUUUUUAGUCGCAAAUCAUUUAAUAAGAAACCUUUCAUUUUCGCUAAACAA
Musca domestica (house fly) is the source of this 1379-nucleotide messenger RNA. RefSeq lists its product as uncharacterized. NCBI's taxonomy places the organism in Eukaryota, Metazoa, Arthropoda, Insecta, Diptera, Muscidae. The transcript has a single exon. Bases 87 to 1217 code for a protein of 376 amino acids. The record is from RefSeq and is a predicted model, not a curated record.